AUGGCUUCUCUACAGCGAUCCGCCGCACCCCUGCGAAAGGUACUCACCUCCAGAGCUUCCGCCGCCGUCGUCUCGUCCACCACAGCCACAAGGGGUCUUGCCACCGUCCCCUCGCCCUCCGAUGCCGCCGUCGACAAGCCCAAGCGCAAGACAUACUUUAAAGACACGAGCGUCGCCUCGCUCGACGACUUCAUCGGCUCCAAGAGCGCCGCCAGCAGCGAUGCACUGAACCAGUCGGCCGCGUACGAGCUGCGCACCGCCCAGGUCGGCCCCGCGGGCAAGAAGCGCACCAUCACGCGCCUGCCCGAGUGGCUCAAGACGCCCAUCCCCGCGGGCAACGACAACUUCAAGAAGAUCAAGGCGGACCUGCGCGGCCUCGGGCUCCACACGGUCUGCGAGGAGGCGCGCUGCCCCAACAUCUCCGAGUGCUGGGGCGGCUCCGACAAGUCGGCCGCCACGGCCACCAUCAUGCUCAUGGGCGACACGUGCACGCGCGGGUGCCGCUUCUGCAGCGUCAAGACGAACCGCGCGCCGGCGCCCCUCGACCCCCACGAGCCCGAGCACACGGCCGAGGCCCUCGCCCGCUGGGGCCUGGGCUACGUCGUCCUCACAAGCGUCGACCGCGACGACCUCGCCGACGGCGGCGCCCACCACUUUGCCGAGACGAUCCGCAAGAUCAAGCACAAGAAGCCCUCGCUGCUCGUCGAGGCCCUGACGGGCGACUUCCGCGGCGACCUCGACAUGGUCAAGGUCGUCGCCGACAGCGGCCUCGACGUCUACGCCCACAACGUCGAGACGGUCGAGGCCCUGACGCCGUACGUGCGAGACAGGCGCGCCACGUUCCGCCAGAGCUUGAAGGUGCUCAAGCACGUCAAGGACGUCCGCGGCCAGCAGGGCAUCAUCACCAAGACGAGCAUCAUGCUGGGCCUCGGCGAGCAGGAGCAGGAGCUCAUGGACGCCCUGAAGGAGCUCCGCAAGGCCGACGUCGACGUCGUCACCUUUGGCCAGUACAUGCGUCCCACGAAGCGCCACCUCAAGGUCGAAAAGUACAUCACCCCCGACGAGUUUGAGAUGUGGCGCCAGCGCGCCCUCGACAUGGGCUUCCUCUACGUCGCCAGCGGGCCGCUCGUCCGCUCGUCCUACAAGGCCGGCGAGGCCUUUAUCGAAAACGUACUCCGCAAGCGUGCCGGCGACAAGGCGGGAAUUCCUACGCAGGCCAACCUCGAGCAGGCUGUGGCCAUGGACGGUCGCACCGGACCCUAG
Molecule: messenger RNA, 1263 nt
Organism: Akanthomyces muscarius
Lineage: Eukaryota; Fungi; Ascomycota; Sordariomycetes; Hypocreales; Cordycipitaceae
Exons: 1
Coding region: 1-1263 (420 amino acids)
Biological process (GO): lipoate biosynthetic process
Cellular component (GO): mitochondrion
Molecular function (GO): 4 iron, 4 sulfur cluster binding; lipoate synthase activity
Source: RefSeq, a predicted model, not a curated record